Molecule: messenger RNA, 456 nt
Organism: Penicillium longicatenatum
Lineage: Eukaryota; Fungi; Ascomycota; Eurotiomycetes; Eurotiales; Aspergillaceae
Product: nucleotide triphosphate diphosphatase NUDT15
Exons: 3
Coding region: 1-456 (151 amino acids)
Biological process (GO): dGTP catabolic process
Cellular component (GO): cytosol
Molecular function (GO): 8-oxo-7,8-dihydrodeoxyguanosine triphosphate pyrophosphatase activity
Source: RefSeq, a predicted model, not a curated record
AUGGAUCCCAGAGUCGGUGUCGGAGUUUUUGUGGUGAAUACGGAGGGCAAGUUUAUCAUCGGCAAAAGAAAAGGGAGCCAUGGAGCAGGAACAUGGGCUCUUCCAGGAGGCCAUCUGGAGUUUGGCGAAUCCUUCGAAGACUGUGCGGCACGAGAAAUACUUGAAGAAACUGGCCUGGAAGUUCUCAAGUUGGAGUUCCUGACUGCCACAAACGAUGUCAUGGAGGCUGAAGGGAAACACUACAUCACCAUUUUCAUGCAAGGCAUCGUCAGCAAUGCAUCCCUUCAGCCGCAGCUUUUGGAACCGGAGAAAUGUGACGCCUGGAAAUGGAUCUCGUGGGACGAACUUCGAGCUCAGGGAGAAACCCAGAUAUCCGUGGGCCCAGAGUCUCAAGGGCCGAAGUUGUUCUCACCUCUGAUCGCUUUAUUCCAGCAACGGCCAAAUGUUCGUGUUUAG